Molecule: messenger RNA, 3607 nt
Organism: Lates calcarifer (barramundi perch)
Lineage: Eukaryota; Metazoa; Chordata; Actinopteri; Centropomidae
Product: troponin I, fast skeletal muscle
Exons: 10
Coding region: 2389-2907 (172 amino acids)
Biological process (GO): muscle contraction
Cellular component (GO): troponin complex
Source: RefSeq, a predicted model, not a curated record
UUUUUGUAAUAAAUGUGUUUCGUUUCCUAUACCUGCUCUCAUGAGGUAUUCUGUCUUUGACUCAGUGACGCACAACACUGCAGAGGAAGCACACGACACACCUUCAUCAAAUUUAAAAAACAAAAGGUCACAUCGUCGACAUAUAGCUUGUUUUUUCUAUGUUUGUUUUUGUCACACGUUAAAGCAAAACUUGCCUUGAAACAGAAUUCAUACUUGUUCAGUUGCUUCCAAAGUAAAAGUUAAUGAUUAAAAAACUUCAACCUUGAAAUUGAGAUUGAUGUUACUAAAUUUUGUAAUAAGAUGAGUUAUGUUUGAAGGCAAAUUCGAGCUUUAACGAGGUUGUGUUGUGCUCUUUGUAGUGGUGUGCAUGUCAUUGAUGGACAAGACACAAUAUCCAUGUUUCUUUCUAUGUCAGCCCUGGAAAUUAUGUUUAUAUACAACAAAUUUGCAGUGAACAUGCUUUGAAGGAAAUGUAAUGCUGGUUGGAUUAUGUUUUCUAUUAAUGUCAUGACAAAAUGUUGUUAAACAACAUAUUUUGCAAGUCAAAAAAAGAAAUGUUAACUGACAAUGUAUUUUAUUUGUUUUCUGCGAAAAUAUCAGAUUUUUUGGUACAAUAUCCACUUGUGGUGACUCUAGCAUUAUUAAAGGUUUUUUGUUUCUGUUUAAACUUGGUUAAAGUUUAGGAAAGAUUGUGUCUGUGAUUAUUAACUUUUAUAAUUUAACUGAAACCACUGUCUUUCCCUAAACUUAACCUUUUGUUGCCUAAACCACAAGUAGCAUGUCAUCUGUAUUGAUAUUUUAAAAAACGUAACCCAGCCAGCGAUUAUGUUGAUACCACACCACCAUUGGAAGAACCAUUAAGUUAUAUAUAAACGUAAUUUGAAGGGGACAUAGCUGAUUUAUAUUCAUGAGUUCAGGGAGCUGUGAAAAGUGACCUUCUGUAGUUUACAAAAAUAAUGCAAUUUUCUUAUUGAACUAAAUUUAGUCUUACUGUAGGAGGAACCUCUGACCAACCUUUGUCACUGCCUUUUUUUUCCUCACCAUUCUGAUAGAAAUACACAGUAACUGGAAAAACAUGGGUGUUCUAAAACAUUGGAUUGGUAAUUGCUCUAAACUCAAUGUAACAUUUGUUAUCUUUUUUCCAAAGCUUUCAGCCGUAGCCCUCUGUCUUCUUCAGUCCACCUCCACACAGAGCCAUGUGGUAGUUUGACCUUUAGUUUACAUGAUGACAGUUGAGCAACACUUGGCUGAAGAUGGCAGUGAGAUACUGAAAGAUAUUGAAAAAAGCUAGUAAGUGAACACUGAGUUUAGAAUAUUUUAUCAUAGACAUGUGUUCCCAAGGUCACGAAUGGAUUCGAUGGUUCAAAUCUUAUAUAAAAUUAUUCUUUAAAUAUACAUUUUAGCAGAAUCAUAUAUAUAAUGCAAUAAUUUGCUACAACUCUUAACUGUGUUUAGAAUUUAAGCACAUUUAUUUCUAUUUAUUUCUUUUUAUUUUUGUAUGUGUACAGCAAAGAUCAAAACAUCUUAAAUGGUUUUCUGAAAGGUUCAGAUGCUGUAUGUCCCUUCAGGGCUACCAUCUCAGGCCUACUAGAGUAUAUAUAUAUAUAUAUAUGUCAGUAGUAAAAUGUGGUGUUGAGUGUCCAGUACAAACAGAAGCACUGCUUUAGUACAGGUCAGUGGAGUUACUCACAUUAACCACUAGGUGUCAGCAGAGGUCUUCAUGUACCAAACCUACAGUGUCUGCACUGUUGCUCAACCUUUGGUCAACUGCAAACAUCUGUGGACAGAUUUUCAUUAUGUUUGACCAGAAAAGUCAAAAGCAAAGUAGUUAAAAUUCCUCCAUACAUGUUAUAUUUUCUUCUUUGUGAAGAAAACGUUUUAAAUCAUAAAACUUUGCACAAAUCUGCUUGAAAAAGUAAAAAUCUGUGGCAUUGUAAAAGAGGUUACACAAAAUUCUGAGCUGUUUUAAAAUAUUCUUUAUGUUGUUUUACUUGAAUUCAUUCAUUUAUUUAUUUUUGGUAAAUACUUUCUACAUGUUUUAGACAAAUGAAUUUUGUCCAAAGAAUGAGUCUUUGUUAAAUAGUUCAGUACAAAUAAUCUUGAUUAUUACCGAUCAAACAUGUUAAUGAGCUCUGCUGACUAUAGUAACUAAAGAACGUCUGUACCUUGUUCCUCUGCUGAUAAAAACAUGAUUCUUUUCAAUCUGACCGAUAAGAGACAGACACUGUUCAGUCACACAGAAGUCACUACGUCUGAAGCAAAACAGCAACAGAUAAGAAUUCAAGAUCUCUUUGUGACGGCCUGACCUGUCCAACCAAGGAUUGCUGACCACCUUGCACCAACGGGCCAUCACUGAUUUACGAGAGUUUGAAACCAAAAAAAGUCAAGAUGUCUGAGGGAAAGAAGAUGACAUCGAGCCGCAGGCAUCAUCUCAAGAGUUUGAUGCUGCAGAUUGCUGCUAACUGGCUGGAGAAGGAAGCUGCCGAGAUCGCAGCCGCCAAAGAAACUUACAUGGCAGAGAACUGCCCCACCCCUGACCUGAACGGAGACCAGGCAGCUCUGAUGGAAAUCUGCAGAAAGCUGUACCAGAGCCUUGACAAGAUCGAUGAGGACAGAUAUGACGCUGAGGCCAAAGUGGCAAAGACAGACAAAGAGAUCGAGGAACUGAAGCUGAAGGUGGUCGAGCUGGCUGGAGUGAAGAAACCUGCCCUGAAGAAAGUCCGUAUGUCUGCUGACGCCAUGCUGCAGGCUCUGCUGGGAGGAAAACACAAGGUGACCAUGGACCUGAGGUCCAACCUGAAGCAGGUCAAGAAGGAGGUCAAAGAGGAGGGUGCGGAGGCGGUCGGCGACUGGCGUAAGAACAUUGAGGACAAAGCUGACAGGAAGAAGAUGUUCGAGACCUCCUAAAGACUUUACAAUUUUCUGUCUUCACUUCCUCUGGGCUGCCACUUCACCUCCCACUGUUACAUCUGACCUUUUUCAUGGAAUUGAAAAAACUCGUGCCAUUAAAUUUUGUUUUUUUGGAAUAAGGCAAUGCUGUAAUUCUCCAGUUUUUUACAGACGAUGUUUGAAAGUUAGGAGGUAAAAGGGCUGUUUUUUAUGUGGGAUUUACUUGGUUUCGUUCCAUCAAUUUCACCAAAGGAAGGAAUGAUAUUCUCUUCAUUUUCUAUUCUCUGUCUUCAUUGUCUUACAUUGGUCUUACAGUCUUGCAUCGAAAAGCAGGACUUGUUUUCAAAGUCAAGACGUCAUUUUAACUUAAUUUAAACUAAUUCUAAAUAUUUCUUUUGGCAGCAAAUUGGGGAAAACCUCUUUAAAAGUAAAUUUAUCUUUUAGUGAACUGAGUGCUGUGCUCAUGUUGUACCACCAGAUGUCAGCAGAAAUCCUCAUCUCCUCUUUUUUCUCUCUGCUGGAUGUUUUUUUCUUCCUGAACAUCAUCUCUCCUCAGUUUCAGUCAUCAAACAUGGCUUCUUGGCAAAUAUUUCCAUUAAAUCACAAUUAUUUGAUCUAGCGCUUCAUUGUAUUUGGUGAUUAUCACAAACAAAGCCCCAGCAACAUGAAGCUCAACAAACGGGUGUGAAGAUCACAAACAGCCAAAAUGUCUGAGUGA